AUCUUUCUUUCUCCAGAACUCGUUCAGACAGAGAUAGAACUUGGAAGGCAAGACAAGCAACAAUGGAGAAAGCUAUCAACAGGCAGAGGAUUCUCCUCGAGCACCUCCGACCUUCCUCUUCUUCUUCUUACGGCAGCGAUUCUUCUAUCUCUGGAUCGGCAUGUCUGGCUGGGGACAGUGCUGCGUACCAGAGAACUUCGGUUUUUGGGGAUGAUGUGGUGAUUGUAGCAGCACAUCGGACGCCAAUUUGCAAAUCUAAACGUGGUGGUUUUAAGGAUACUUAUCCCGAUGAUCUCCUCGCUCCAGUUUUGAAGGCAUUGAUAGAGAAAACCAAUCUGAAUCCUAGUGAAGUUGGGGAUAUUGUGGUGGGCUCUGUCUUGGCACCAGGAUCUCAGAGAGCAAGUGAAUGCAGAAUGGCUGCAUUCUAUGCCGGUUUCCCUGAGACUGUGCCUGUCAGGACCGUGAACAGGCAAUGCUCAUCUGGGCUUCAGGCUGUUGCUGAUGUAGCUGCAGCUAUAAGAGCUGGAUUUUAUGAUAUUGGUAUUGGAGCUGGGUUGGAGUCCAUGACAACUAAUCCAAUGGCAUGGGAAGGGUCUGUGAACCCAAAAGUGAAGGCCUUUGAACAAGCCCAAAAUUGCCUUCUUCCCAUGGGUAUAACCUCAGAAAAUGUUGCACAUCGUUUUGGUGUAACUAGGCAGGAGCAAGAUCAGGCUGCAGUUGAGUCACAUAGGCGAGCUGCUGCUGCUACUGCCUCUGGUAAAUUUAAAGAUGAAAUUAUUCCCGUGCCUACGAAGAUUGUUGACCCAAAAUCGGGGGAGGAGAAACCUGUUAAAAUCUCUGUUGAUGAUGGGAUUCGGCCUAGCGCAACAGUGUCAGAUCUGGCAAGACUGAAGCCUGUUUUUAAGAAAGAUGGGAGCACCACUGCAGGCAAUUCUAGCCAAGUGAGUGAUGGAGCUGGGGCUGUACUCCUAAUGAAGAGAAGUGUCGCAUUGCAAAAAGGACUACCCAUCCUUGGUGUAUUCAGGACUUUUGCUGCUGUUGGUGUUGAUCCAGCUAUCAUGGGUGUAGGCCCAGCUGUUGCAAUUCCAGCUGCAGUCAAGGCUGCUGGUUUAGAGCUUGAUGAUAUUGACCUUUUUGAGAUAAAUGAGGCAUUUGCAUCCCAAUUUGUAUAUUGCCGUAAUAAGCUCGGUCUUGAUCCAGAAAAGAUCAAUGUGAAUGGAGGUGCUAUGGCUCUUGGGCAUCCUUUGGGUGCAACAGGUAUAUACUAUGAAUUUAAAUUAACUUGAGUUUGAGUUACUCCAUUCACAAUUUUAAAAUACUCCUGGAACUAUUAAAGGUGAUUCUACUCUAUAGGGUUCACAUUUAUGGAGAAAAUCUGAAUAACUGACCCGGCCAACCUACCUGAGGCAUUGUUGUCGGGCAUAGGCACCAAGGGCGACCUAUCAACCCUUAGUAUUGCUUCAGUUUGGAAACUGUUCACCAACCGAUUGGUUCUAGGAGUGAUUUCUAGUGGUCAAAUGAACUUAUAGGGGGGCAGUUUGCAGCCUGAUUUAAUUUAUUUAUACCACAAUUGAUGAGGUCACCAUAUAGUCAAUUGCACUGGGUAUAAUUCCAUAACUGCUAUAUAUAUAUAUGUAUCUAUUUA
This is a messenger RNA of Juglans microcarpa x Juglans regia, 1645 nucleotides long. Its product is annotated as 3-ketoacyl-CoA thiolase 2, peroxisomal. The record is from RefSeq and is a predicted model, not a curated record. The transcript has 13 exons. Bases 63 to 1286 code for a protein of 407 amino acids. Gene Ontology annotation, biological process: phenylacetate catabolic process; fatty acid beta-oxidation. Gene Ontology annotation, molecular function: acetyl-CoA C-acyltransferase activity. NCBI's taxonomy places the organism in Eukaryota, Viridiplantae, Streptophyta, Magnoliopsida, Fagales, Juglandaceae. Gene Ontology annotation, cellular component: peroxisome.